Molecule: messenger RNA, 1492 nt
Organism: Cannabis sativa
Lineage: Eukaryota; Viridiplantae; Streptophyta; Magnoliopsida; Rosales; Cannabaceae
Exons: 9
Coding region: 372-1340 (322 amino acids)
Cellular component (GO): VCP-NPL4-UFD1 AAA ATPase complex
Molecular function (GO): polyubiquitin modification-dependent protein binding
Source: RefSeq, a predicted model, not a curated record
UAAUAAACAAUCAUUGGUUUAAAGUCUUAGACUUUAUGAUUUUUCUUGCUAUAUUUUAUAAUGUCCAUUAUUAUAAUUAAUUGGUUUUUCACAAUUAUAACUUAUCGAAUUUUUAGUUCACGUCAAAAAAAAAAAAAAACUUGAAUUUUUAGUUGUAGUUCAUAUAUAUACUGCUUUUGUUCAUCUAAAUUGUUUUGAUAGUUUAGUAAUUAAUGUUGUGUCAAAUUUCAUUUCACAUUGAAGAUGGUGUUAAGCUUUAAUUUUAUUAAAAUUCUAAACCCUAAUUUUAAAUAUUUUGACCUUAUAAAUGUAUGUUUUCUCUAUAUAGGUAGCUUUGAGCCAACAAAAACUCUAUAUAUAGUUUCAACAACAUGUAUUCCGACCAAUAUGGAUAUGAAUAUCGCGGGACCUCGUUCAAGCGUAUGUAUCGAUGCUACCCUCCAUCCUUUUUGGAUAAGCCACAUCUCGAGAAUGGGGAUAAAAUUAUAAUGCCUCCAUCGGCCCUUGACAAGCUCGCAUUUCUACAUAUAGAUUAUCCAAUGUUGUUUGAGCUUCGAAAUAAUUCUGCUGAGAGAGUCUCUCAUUGUGGGGUGUUAGAGUUCACAUCAGAGGAAGGCAUUAUCUGUAUGCCUUGUUGGAUGAUGGAAAAUAUGAGAUUAAAAGAGGGAGAUUUAGUGCGUUUAAAGAUUGUUUCUCUUCGAAGAGGAAAGUAUAUUAAAUUGCAACCGCAUUGCAGCGACUUUCUGGACAUUUCAAACCCAAAAGCAAUUUUAGAGACCACACUGAGAAAUUUUACGUGUUUAUCAACUGGAGACACUAUCAUGGUUGCUUACAACAACAAAAAAUAUUACAUAAAUAUUGUUGAAACAAAGCCAUCUCAUGCUGUGAGUAUUAUUGAAACAGAUUGUGAGGUGGAUUUUGCUCCUCCGUUGGACUACAAGGAACCCGAGAGGCCUAUCCAACAUGUUCCUUCAAGCAAGCCAUCUACUCAAGAUGAAGAGAUUCCUGCUGAAGAAGAACCUAAAUUUAGCCCUUUUACAGGGUUAGCAAGGUGCUUAAAUGGAAAAACUUUGAUAAGUGGAACUGCAUCUGCUUCUUCAGGGUUGAAUGGCAAACAAUCUGAUGUUGUUGGCCAUGGCAAGUCAAAACAGCCUUCUGCAGGGUCUAGUUCUCCUUCCCCUGCUCGUAAAUCUCAAGGAAAGCUUGUUUUCGGGUCAAAUUCCAAACGUACGCCUACACAAAAGGAAACUCCUAAAGAAUCAAAAAAGGAAGAGGCAGAGAAGAAACCCGAGCCUAAAUUUCAACCUUUUACUGGAAAGAAAUACUCAUUAAGAGACUAAAGCUCAAAAUAGACAUUCAUAAUAGAAAACAGUCAAAACACUUAGUCAAAGUUAGUUGAUUAGUUGAUUAGUUAGUUAGUUAGAAGAGAUUUGUAUUUAUUGAACAAAAUACAAUUAUUUAUUUAUUUAUUCAUUAUUAUUUUAAUACAACA